Molecule: messenger RNA, 2010 nt
Organism: Mercenaria mercenaria
Lineage: Eukaryota; Metazoa; Mollusca; Bivalvia; Venerida; Veneridae
Product: coagulation factor X-like
Exons: 14
Coding region: 131-1999 (622 amino acids)
Biological process (GO): proteolysis
Molecular function (GO): serine-type endopeptidase activity
Source: RefSeq, a predicted model, not a curated record
UUUAAACAGAAAUUGAAAAUAACAUGUCCUGUAUUCAAGUACAUGUGUGUGUUUCUCCUCUCGAAAUUGUGUUUCUAAAACGUAGUCGUGUGCAUUAACGUUUUAUUGCUUAUACGUUAAAAAACAAAAAAUGCAGGGACUUUACUUUUUGUGUUUCGUCAUUUUAGUGAAGCUUUGCUUAGCUCAUGUGAUCGUUCCAGGCGUGUUAGAAACAGUGUCACCGAAUCUACGUACAAAGAGGGAAAACUUAAAUGAUGGGGAAAACUCUAGCGCUAUUUUACCACUUUUCGAGCUCAAAACUGACGUUUCAUUUGCCGACGGGGGAUUCAAGGCAGUGUUUUCGCUUUUGCCUACUAAAGAGUGUACUUGUGGAAGUAACCAUGUCUGUGUGGGACAGAAUAACAAGAACAAUUUUGUUUCAAGAUGUAUUAACGGUCAGAGGUGUAAGGAAAACACGUGUAAAAAUGGCGGCACAUGCGUAGAAACCAGUUCCACUACAAAAUGUUACUGUCUCACUGGGUUUCAAGGAGAGGACUGUUCACAAAGUGGUGGCGAUGCACAAUAUUCUCUGAAUUUUACCGUGACGCCGACAGAUCGGACAUUAAAGAAAGGCCAAAGUCAUACAGAAGAAUGCGCUGUCGAGAUUCCAUCAGGGGAGGAGGUACAAUACGAAUGGACGUUUAAUGAAGAGAAGAUACAAGCUUACAGUAGAAAGACUGGAUUUGGAAUAUUUCCAAGUGGUGUUUUACAGAUUGACGAGAUUACCGACAAGACGGAGGGAAAGUACUCGUGCAUCGCUACAACCUCAUAUGGGAUAGCAAAGAGCAAAUUUGAAUACAGAAUUGUCGAAAGUUGCGACGUCAAAAUAUACCCUGGACCAGAAUCACAGAGUAAAAAGAUAAAUGAAAACGUGUUGCUGACUUGUCACGUGGGCUCACAAGCUAUAGAAGUCCGUUGGAAGAAAGAUGGCAUCUACAUUGAAUACAACAAGAAUCCAAGAUUUAAGAAAUUGGUUAACAAUUACUUGCUCAUUAGGGACAUAGCACUCUCAGAUGCAGGAUUAUACCAGUGUGAGGCAGAGGACAAAAACGGUUGCUAUAGUUACAAAGAAGGAACUCUGACUGUGAUUAAUGUUAAACCAAUCAAUACAUAUUGUGGCGUUUCUAUAUAUGACGAGGAUGCUUUGGCCAUCUCGAGAAUAUCACAGGGCAACGAUGCACGAAAUAAUGAAAAUCCAUGGCAUGUGACUAUAAGAACUAGAGGUAGAUCAUCUAUGCACAGGGCAUUCUGUGGAGGAACUCUGAUAUCCAAGACAUAUAUGGUGACUGCUGCCAGUUGUAUUGAAGAGUUCGAAAAGGUCUUAGGAGUUCCUUUUGUGCCUGAAAAUGUGGAGUUUUUACUUGGUACAAUAAAUUGUGUACUGGCUGGUGAUGAGACAACUAGAACAUUUAAAAGUUUCAUUGUUCAUCCAAAUUAUGGCGAUCAAGCACCAUAUGAUAACGACAUAGCAUUGAUAGAACUUGACAGUCCAGUUGAAUACACGGAUUCUAUACGUCCAAUAUGUCUGGAACCAGCGGACUACAAUGACCGGGUGUUCUUGGAAAACAGUGAUUCAUUAUCACCUGUACAAGGGAAGGUGGCUGGCUGCGGCCAAACAAGAAGCCGGGGAAUGCCCGUCGCAAAAUUGCAGGAAGUUUACCUUCCAUAUGUAUACAGACAAGAAUGUGAACAAUCGCUAGGCAGGAGGAAAAAUAUGCUUACCGACCGGAUGUUUUGUGCCGGAAGUAAAAUUUCCAGGACCGGGGAUGCCUGUGGAGGGGAUAGCGGUGGUGGCUUGGUUAUGGCUACAUCGAAUAGAUGGGUUCUGACUGGAAUUGUGUCGUGGGGUAUUGGGUGUGAUGUGGACAAGUACUAUGGUGUCUACACAGAUGUUGGCAAAUACUACGACUGGAUUGAGGGUGUUACCAAGUUUAGGGAAGAAGAGGUGCCAUAUUUUUAAAUUUUGUUUUA